AUGAAUGUUGUCCUACGUUGCUAUGUAUUGCCGGCUACCACGAAGCCCCCAACACGAGCAGUUUGCAAGUUUGAAGAAGUCAUGAGGCCUUCCCCCCGGCUCUACGAAGAUGAUCGACAAAGCAGAGGAGUCGAGCUCCACCAGCCCUUGAUAAUUAAAGGAUACUUCAUAUCAAUACAUGUUAGCUGCAAAGGAGACGCCACGAAGAGACAGGAAAAUCGUCACUAUCAAUAUGUACGCUCAGGAUUCAAAAGUUCCUCCACCUGGCUGCGGUUUGAGGCCUGA
Molecule: messenger RNA, 285 nt
Organism: Coccidioides immitis RS
Lineage: Eukaryota; Fungi; Ascomycota; Eurotiomycetes; Onygenales; Onygenaceae
Exons: 2
Coding region: 1-285 (94 amino acids)
Source: RefSeq, a predicted model, not a curated record